Dermochelys coriacea (leatherback sea turtle) is the source of this 1820-nucleotide messenger RNA. It is a transcript of the gene PPP1R42, whose product is annotated as protein phosphatase 1 regulatory subunit 42. Gene Ontology annotation, molecular function: protein binding. Bases 331 to 1407 code for a protein of 358 amino acids. The record is from RefSeq and is a predicted model, not a curated record. NCBI's taxonomy places the organism in Eukaryota, Metazoa, Chordata, Testudines, Dermochelyidae. The transcript is spliced from 8 exons.
AUGCGCGCGAGUCCUCUUUUUGUCCCUCCCUUCCGCCCCCUUACCCUCUGCGACGGUUGAGCCGGCGGGAGGCUCGAGGCAGGAUUGCAGCCCCGCCCACUCCUGCGGGCGGAGGAACCGCCCCCCCGGCGGCCGGCGUUCCGUCACUCUAGCAACCGGCCCUGAACGAGGCGGCUCGAGGAACCGCGCCUGGUUCCCUCACACCCCGCACCACGGCUGGCGCUGGCCGGCCGGCGGGGGCGGCACUUUAGAAAAGCCACUUACAAGAAUAUAUGGAAUUCUUAGGGAUAUCAAAACAGUUUCUGUGAAAAUUUGGCUAAUUACAGAAUUAUGGUUCGACUAACCGUGGAUCUAAUUGCUAAAAGCAUCAAUCGCAAAAACCGCAAACAAGAGUCCCUGGCACAGUACCUGAGAAAGAUAACUCACCUGAACUUAUCAGAUAAAAAUAUUGAUACAAUUGAUGACCUCUCUUUGUGCAGAAAUCUUAAUGUCCUGUAUUUGUAUGAUAACCAAAUUAAACAAAUCCAUAACUUGGGCUUUGCUUCAAAUCUAACACACCUGUACCUGCAAAAUAAUUGCAUUUCAUGUAUAGAGAACCUCACAUCACUGAAAAAACUUGAGAAACUGUAUCUGGGAGGCAAUUACAUCACUGUAGUAGAGGGCUUGGAAACAUUCGAAGAUCUGAGAGAGCUACAUGUUGAAAGCCAGCAGCUUCCUCUUGGAGAAAAGCUCUUGUUUGAUCCAAGAACUCUUCAUUCCCUGGCAAAAUCUUUGUCAGUUUUGAAUAUCAGCAAUAACAAUAUAGAUGAACUGGGAGAAUUAGCACUUCUGGAAAAUAUUUCCCAUCUUAUAGCAGUUGACAACCAACUUCACCAUGUGAAGGAUUUGGAGUUUGUCUUGAACAAAUGGACCAAACUGUGCAGAAUGGAUCUUAAAGGGAAUCCUGUUUGCCGCAAACCAAAAUACAGGGACAGGCUUAUUAUACAGUCAAAAACUCUAGAAUCCCUUGAUGGGAAAGAAAUAAAAGAUAUAGAAAGACAAUUCCUAAUGAAUUGGAAAGCAUCCAAAGCCUCCAGGAAAAAAAACAAGGAAGAGAGCAUGACAAAUGAGUAUGCAGCUUAUCCACAUUUCUAUGACUUUGAAACAGGCCAUCCCAUUGUUCCUGUUUAUUACAAUCCUUCUGGAAAAGGAAAACCAAAAUUUGUUAUUUUAUCUGAGCUACAUAGGUCUCCGCAUAACAGAGAAGAACCUCUGCAGAGACCCCAGGAAGGAAGUAAUGUUAAUGAUUGCAAAAAAAUCAGGUAUGUUCCCCUAAAAGAUCCUGGGUCCAAUUCUGCUAUGUACACUUGUAUGGCUGUCACUGAAGUCAUUGGAACUAAGUGUAUCUCAGGACAGAAUUUAGCCUAGCUCAGUUUGAAUCCUUUUAUAUCAGGUCACAUUCAUAUGGUCUCUCUCUUUCCCAAAAAAAAAAAAAAAAAGAUGAUGGAUUUUGACUACUGGCUGUAAACCCCAGUAAAAAUUCAAAGCAGAAAUGAGUAAUGGUGAGUGAAAUGUCAGACAUAUUUAACUGUAGGAUGUUACCUCCACAAAGGUAUUACAGUACAGAGUUGAACUCUUUGGAACAUGUGUGCUGCUAACUAUACAGAUAAAUAUUGAUAUAGUGCUGCACAAUUAUCUGGAGAGGGAGAAACAAUCAUUUUGCUUCAUCACUGUAGGUUAUUUCUUUUAACUAACAUAUUUCAGUAUGUUAUGCUACCAUAUAUGUUCAUGUUGCAAAAUACCAAACCCUUGGAGUAAUUAAAAAAAGAAGAUCUUACCUA